AUGGGCGAGAACAUUGAGGAAAAGAAGUGUCCCUUCUCGCGGACCAUGAACACCGGCGGCGGUGGCAUGCAAGUCCGCGACUGGUGGCCUGACAGCCUCAAGCUCAACAUCCUCCGCCAACACACCUCGGUGACCAAUCCCAUGGACGAGGACUUUGACUACGUCAAGGCCUUCAACAGCAUCGACUAUCAGGCGCUCAAGGAGGACAUCCGCAAGGUCUGCAGGACCUCGCAGUCAUGGUGGCCAGCCGACCACGGCCACUACGGUGGUUUCUUCGUUCGAAUGGCUUGGCAUGCGGCUGGCACUUACCGUGUCUUCGAUGGACGCGGUGGUGGUGGCCAGGGUCAGCAACGAUUCGCUCCUCUCAACUCAUGGCCCGACAACACUUCCCUCGACAAGGCCCGCCGCCUUCUCUGGCCCGUGAAGCAGAAGUACGGGAACAAGAUCUCAUGGGCCGAUCUCAUCCUCCUGACGGGCAACGUCGCCCAGGAGGACAUGGGUUUCAAGACUUUUGGCUUCGCGGCCGGUCGUGCCGAUACCUGGGAGGCCGACGAGAGCACCUACUGGGGCGCUGAGAACACUUGGCUCGGCAACGAUGUUCGUUACAAGGACGGACAGAAGGGCCUUGCUGCCCAUGGUGUCAUUUCUGGCGACGAGGGCCCUGACAGCAAGAACCGCCCCCAGCAUGGUCGCCAGCUUGAGGCGCCACUCGGUGCUUCUCACCAUGGUCUAAUUUACGUGAAUCCGGAGGGACCCGACGGCAACCCUGAUCCUGUUGCUGCUGCUCACGAUAUUCGUGACACAUUUGGCAGGAUGGCCAUGAACGACUAUGAGACCGUGGCUCUCAUUGCUGGUGGCCAUAGCUUUGGCAAGACCCACGGUGCCGGUCCCUCGGACAAUGUGGGCGCUGAGCCUGAAGGUGCUCCCAUCGAACAGCAAGGUCUGGGCUGGAACAACUCUUACAAGAGCGGUAAGGGCCCGGACACAAUUACCAGUGGUCUCGAGGUCAUCUGGACCAAGACGCCCAACAAGUGGUCUCACAACUACCUCGAGUACUUGUUCAAGUACGACUGGGAGCUCACCAAGUCCCCCGCUGGUGCUUCUCAGUUCGUUGCCAAAACCGACGACCUCAUCAUCCCCGAUGCGUUCGACCCCAACAAGAAGCACAAACCUACCAUGUUGACGACCGACUUGUCCCUGCGCUUCGACCCCGAGUACGAGAAGAUCUCGCGUCACUUCCUGGAGAACCCCGAGGAGUUUGCCGACGCCUACGCCAAGGCGUGGUUCAAGCUUCUCCACCGUGACUUGGGUCCUCGCGAUCGCUAUAUCGGCCCCGAGGUACCCAAGGAGGUAUUCGACUGGCAGGACCCCAUUCCCAAGCCCGACUAUCCCAUUGUCGACGCCAGCGACAUUGCCAACCUCAAGCGCGAGAUCCUCAACACUGGCAUCGCUCCUCACAAGCUGAUCUCUGCCGCUUUUGCCUCUGCCUCGACCUUCCGUGGCAGCGACAAGCGCGGUGGUGCCAAUGGUGCCCGCAUCCGCCUGGCCCCCAUGAAGGACUGGAAGGUCAACAACCCUCCUCAGCUAGCCGAGGUCCUCCAGACCCUCGAGGGCGUGCAGCAGAAGUUUGGCAAGAAGGUGUCCAUGGCUGACCUCAUCGUCAUUGGUGGCAGCGCCGCCGUUGAGAAGGCUGCCAAGGAGGGCGGUCUCGAUGUCGAGGUUCCCGUCACUCCCGGUCGCGGCGACGCGACCCAGGAGCAGACCGACGCCAAGUCCAUUGCCCACCUCGAGCCCUUCGCGGACGGCUUCCGCAGCUACGGCCAGUCUACCGAUCGCGUCAAGACCGAGCACAUGCUCGUCGACCGCGCCCAGCUCCUCACCCUGUCUGCACCCGAGAUGACCGUUCUCCUGGGUGGUCUCCGUGUCCUGGGUGCCAACUACGAUGGUUCUUCGCACGGUGUCUUCACCAAGCGUCCCGGUGUCCUGACCAACGAUUUCUUCGUCAACCUCCUCGACAUGAGCACCGAGUGGAAGGCCAACCCUGGUGGCGAAACCUUUGAGGGUGUCGACCGCGAGUCCGGCAGCAAGAAGUGGACCGCUAGCCGCACCGACCUCAUCUUUGGCUCGCACGCCGAACUCCGCGCCUACUCCGAGGUCUACGCUUGCGCAGAUGGUGCCGGCAAGUUUGUCAAGGACUUUGUCAAGGUGUGGGACAAGAUCAUGAACCUCGAUCGUUUCGACCAGGCAAGAUUGUAA
Emericellopsis cladophorae is the source of this 2256-nucleotide messenger RNA. Its product is annotated as catalase peroxidase hpi. The transcript is spliced from 6 exons. NCBI's taxonomy places the organism in Eukaryota, Fungi, Ascomycota, Sordariomycetes, Hypocreales, Bionectriaceae. The coding region runs from base 1 to 2256 and encodes 751 amino acids. The record is from RefSeq and is a predicted model, not a curated record. Gene Ontology annotation, cellular component: cytosol. Gene Ontology annotation, biological process: cellular response to hydrogen peroxide; hydrogen peroxide catabolic process. Gene Ontology annotation, molecular function: catalase activity; heme binding.